UGACAAUGUUUAAGACAAUCCAUAUAUUUUGCCGUUGAUCUAAUCAUCAAGCCAAAAUUCGUAGCAGAAAAAGAUGGAAAUUGAAAAGGAUGUAGUCUUCAAACAACUUGAAAGCGAAGACAAAUCGACAAGACGAGCAGCUUUGCUUGAUCUCACGAAACGAGCAGAAAAACGACAAAUCGACAAACAAUUACUGUAUGAUCUGUUUGAUCCACUUAUUAAAGUCGCAUCCAGUGGUAAAGUUGACAGGCUGAGAGACUCUGCUUCCGUAAUUCUACACGCGCUCACUACCCAUGGAAGCAUUAGUAGCACACAAUUUCAUGCCAUAUUCAAUGUUUCUGUUGAUCGCUUUGAGGUGGAGCCCUCUGAAGAAAUUCGCUUGACAUUUGCCAGAGUCAAUCUUGCAGCCAUACUCAACCAAAGUGUACAGCCAAUCUACCUUGAAAAUUUGGAUAAGUUGAUGCAGUUGGUAAAACUGAUAGUCAGGGAUCGCUUUGGAGAAGUUGUCAAAGAAGCCUGUGAAAUCAUUGUAGCAUUGUCUGUAAGAAACAAGUAUUUUAGAUUGCAAGCUGAUUUUCUUGUUGAACCACUCAUGCAAAAUGUCAGAAGUCAACCAAUGAAAGUAUGAUUAAUGAGUAUUAAAGCUCUUGAGCCUGUGAUGAUUUACUCACCUCAUACUAUUCCAAAUAUUGCACCUCAACUGGAAAUAUUCUGGUCUGAGAGCAGCCCGGUGGUAAAACGUGCUAUGGCUCGCACUAUUGGCAAAGUUUCACUUGUAAUUGAACCAGACGAUCAAAAUUUCCACCUUUUGUUUCCUCUGAUUCUUCUGGGGAGGUGCAACGAAUUUAACAAAUUCAGCGAAGAAGCCGAAAGCAUCUGCGAGGCGCUAACAAAUCAACCAGAAUUUCAUCGUCGAUUUGCGAAAUGUUUCAGCAAACUGAUAUCUAAAUUACUUGCAGACACCGAAAAUUGGAAUAACGAUCUCAGAAUUCAGUCAGCUCAACUCAUUUACCAAUUCGUACGUGAAGUACCGGAUAGGAAAUUCGAACUGUGUACGAUUAUGGAAAUCCUAACAUUUCAUUCGAGCCGUAACCAAGCGCCUUUUCGCAAUUGGGUAACACGGGAUUUCUAAAAUGGUUUCAGAUAUUGACAACAUCAACUCUUGGAUCGUACCUUGUGUUACCUCGGGCACGCAUAUCAGCUCUUCUUAUUGGUGAAACGUGCGCAUUGAAAGCCCUUUCAUGGCUUUUCGACCAAAAGCAAGAAGAAACUGAUAUCACUGACACAUCAGGCUUAACCAUAUACAGUCAUAUUGUUCAUGGAUUCCUCAAUGCAGUACAGUCCGAUU
Messenger RNA from Daphnia carinata, 1348 nucleotides. RefSeq lists its product as uncharacterized. NCBI's taxonomy places the organism in Eukaryota, Metazoa, Arthropoda, Branchiopoda, Diplostraca, Daphniidae. Bases 632 to 1132 code for a protein of 166 amino acids. Gene Ontology annotation, cellular component: cytoplasm. The record is from RefSeq and is a predicted model, not a curated record. Gene Ontology annotation, biological process: inner dynein arm assembly; outer dynein arm assembly; cilium movement. The transcript is spliced from 2 exons. Gene Ontology annotation, molecular function: dynein intermediate chain binding.